Molecule: messenger RNA, 426 nt
Organism: Glycine soja
Lineage: Eukaryota; Viridiplantae; Streptophyta; Magnoliopsida; Fabales; Fabaceae
Exons: 1
Coding region: 1-426 (141 amino acids)
Source: RefSeq, a predicted model, not a curated record
AUGGAUUAUUCCGUAAAAUUGCAGAUGCACUCAGGGAAUUCUCUUUCUGACGAGUCCUCCUCUUCCUAUCGAAGGCUCAUCGGAAGAUUAAUAUACCUCACCAACACUCGCCCAGAUAUUGCGUACGCUGUUCAACAGCUCAGCCAGUACAUGUUGGCUCCUACCACUACUCAUCUUCAAGCUGCUUUUCGUAUAUUGAGAUACCUCAAGGGCUCACCAGGAUCCGGGCUCUUCUUCGCAGCAAACGGGACUCCCCAACUCCGAGCUUUCAGUGAUUCAGAUUGGGCGGGGUGUAAAGACUCUCGCAAAUCCACCACAGGGUUCCUGGUCUAUCUGAGUUCUUCACUCAUCUCGUGGCAAUCAAAGAAACAGUCCACCGUCUCCCGCAGCUCCUCCGAAGCCGAGUAUGUGAGCUGCAAUGGCUAA